AUGGCAUCGCCGGCCCCCGACAUCCCAUGCUCCUGUGACUGCUUUGUCUCGGUGCCUCCGGCCUCGGCCACGCCGGCGGUGAUCUUUGCCAAGAACUCUGACCGACCUCGGGAUGAGGUGCAAGAGGUGGUGUUCCUCCCAGCAGCCACUCACGCCCCAGGGAGCCGGCUCCAGUGCACCUACAUAGAAGUGGAGCAGGUACCGAAGACCCACGCUGUGAUCCUGAGCCGCCCCUCUUGGCUGUGGGGGGCAGAGAUGGGCGCCAACGAGCAUGGGGUCUGCAUUGGCAAUGAAGCAGUGUGGACCAAGGAGCCUGUCCGGGAGGGGGAGGCCCUGCUGGGCAUGGAUCUGCUCAGGCUGGCUUUGGAACGGAGCCGCUCUGCCCGGAAGGCCGUGGACGUGAUCACUGGUUUGCUGGAGUGCUACGGACAGGGUGGCAGCUGCCGGGAGGACCCCACACCCUUCUCCUACCACAACACUUUCCUGCUGGCAGACCGGACAGAGGCAUGGGUGCUGGAGACAGCAGGGAGGCUUUGGGCUGCCCAGAGGAUUCAGGAGGGGGCCCGAAACCUCUCCAACCAGCUGAGCAUUGGCACAGACGUCUCUGCCGAGCACCCCGAGCUGCGGCCUCAUGCGCAGGCCCAGGGCUGGUGGGGUGGGCAGGGCACCUUUGACUUCGCCCAGGUCUUCUCGCUGACCCAGCAGCCAGUGCGCAUGGAGGCCGCCAAGGCCCGCUUCCAGGCCGGCCGGGAGCUGCUGCGGCAACAGCAGGGUGCCAUUACGGCAGAGGUGAUGAUGGACAUCCUCAGGAACAAGGAGAGCGGCAUCUGCAUGGAUUCCGGUGGCUUCCGCACCAUGGCCAGCAUGGUGUCCGUGCUUCCCCGGGACCCCGCCCUGCCCUGCGUCCACUUCCUCACUGCCACGCCCGACCCUUCCCGGUCAGUGUUCAAACCUUUCAUCUUUGGGAUGGGGGCGGCCCAAGCUCCCCAGGUGCUGUCCCCCACUUUUGGAGCACAGGAUCCUGUGCGGAGCCUGCCCCGGUUCCAGACUCAGGUGGAUCGUCGCCACCCCCUGUACCGUGGGCACCAGGUGGCGCUGGGGCUUAUGGAGAGUGAGCAGGAUCAGGGGCAGCGGCUUCGGCAGCGGCAGCAGGAUCUGGAGCGGGAAGGCCUGGAGGCUGUGCGAAGGUUGCUGGCUGGGGAGGGACCCCCACCUGCCGAGGAGCUGGGGGGCCUCUUCCAGGCCUUCGUGGAGAGGGAGAGCCAGGCAUAUGCCUGAGGCACUGCCUGUGGGGGGAGGUAGAGGGGGGUCCCAGGAGCUGUGCCAUCCUUUCCACCUGUCAAUCUUGUCCUCAGUGGUUGUUUGGACCUUUAUCUUAAUAAAUGUUUUACU
Molecule: messenger RNA, 1392 nt
Organism: Sorex fumeus (smoky shrew)
Lineage: Eukaryota; Metazoa; Chordata; Mammalia; Eulipotyphla; Soricidae
Gene: SCRN2
Product: secernin 2
Exons: 7
Coding region: 1-1278 (425 amino acids)
Biological process (GO): proteolysis
Molecular function (GO): cysteine-type exopeptidase activity; dipeptidase activity
Source: RefSeq, a predicted model, not a curated record